AUGGGUUCUACAGUUAUCCCACCGAAAUCGAUGAUCGAGCUGCUUAACCAAGGUUAUGGGAAGCUAGUCGAUGCGUCAAAGUUGAUAGAAGUGAUGGCUCGUAGAAACCAAAUUCCCCAUUUCCCUUCUUGCAUAAACUUGAUUAGGGGCCUUGUCAAGAUUGACCGGAUAGACAGAGCUGCAAAAGUCCUAAAAGUUAUGGUUAUGUCUGGUGGAAUUCCAGAUACUAUAACUUACAACAUGUUGAUUGGUGGUCUGUGUAAAAAGGGACAGUUAAAAUCUGCCAUUGAUGUCUUGGAGGACAUGAGCUUGAGUGGUUGCCCCCGGAUGUGA
Molecule: messenger RNA, 333 nt
Organism: Ilex paraguariensis (yerba mate)
Lineage: Eukaryota; Viridiplantae; Streptophyta; Magnoliopsida; Aquifoliales; Aquifoliaceae
Source: the annotation of a GenBank genome assembly